UAACAAUAUUUGAAAGCGCUCGUAUACUAGGAAAAACGCACGUUGGCAGACCGGAGCGUAGCAGCUUUUCGCUCAUGCGAGCGAUAAGUAAUUAAUUUUAAACGUCCUACCAGUAGCACUCUUAACACUUACUGUAACAUUACGAGGAGGAUUAUAGUUGAGUCGGUAGCGCAUAGCUGCUGAACACUGUGUCCGUAAGUUUUUGACGUAGUUGCCAACCGUGGAUGGUUGCACAAGCCAACAGCUGCGGUUGGUAAGUAAGCAAUGCAUCCCCCCACGGCUGACUGUUGCCCAGUUGUUGGAAAUGCAACCAUCCACGGUUGACUGUUACGUCAGUAGCUUACGGAAAUGGUGUUCAAUUUACUCGCAGCAGCUAUGCGCUACCGACUCAACUGUAAUCCUCCUCGUACUAAUAAUUACUAUUAUUAACAUAAGUACCUAUUAUUACUUAUUAGUAAUUAUUCAACUAUGUUAACUAGCAACAAUACCAGCCAGCAACAUCUUCGUAACGACCUUCCGUAACGGACAGAAAUCAGUGAAAGCAUAAGUCUUGAAUAUAGAGAACCUUCGCUAAGCUCCGGUCGACUACAGAUACUUCAAAGUUAAACUUUAAACAUUAUAAAAACAAACAGUAUAUCUUCUCUCGGAUUAAAAGGUAGUGCUAAAAAGGAAACGAGGAGUAAAAAAAUUUCCUUCAGCCCCCUCCGGACGCCUGCAGGCUGGGAAUGAAGGCGGUGCCGCGGUGUAUAUAUCAGCCGCUGCUGGCGGAAGUCGGUCAAAUGAGCUUCCGCAACACGGUCGCCGUCCGCACGCACAGUCGCACUGGCGCCGGUAGAUGUAAUGAUGACACGGACGACACUGACGAGUACGUCUGGUGGUUGGGAUAUAUUCAGGAUAUCGACACGGACGGCGAGCACGCCUUCAUCCACUUCGAUUCCACAUCCGUCGCUGCGCGCUGGAUGCACAUGCAAGACGUCUGGCCACUCCCCUCCUACAGUUUCCCUUCGCGGGGCACGAAUUCCGAGAACGUUUGGAUAUAUGCGGCGCUACGAGACGAAGACAACGGACCGUUUCGUUUCCGACCAGUCCUUCUGCUCAACAUACUUGUGGGUUGUAGCGAGCGUUGUUAUACGUUUUGCAUCACAACUGACGUUUCCGACCUGUACACCGUGCCUGCACACAGAUUUGGUGUUGAGGUGGUUCACGAAAACCAAGUGGCCUUUGACUGGCCACCCACCGGUCCAUCCUUGCUGGAGCGCCGCAGCGGUCUGCGCUACACCAAGCACUUCAUCCCCUUUGCCCAAACGAACAUCGUUCUCAGCGAGCCGGCCGAUAAAUCUCGCAUUAUUAAGCACAUUCUUCACUUUCUCCUACACCCACUGGACUUCACAUGCCGAUUCCAUCUGCGCGUCGAACCUGAAAAUGGGGGCUGUAUGUUCGUCAUCCUCAGGUGCGCAACGGACACGCAAGAGAUGCAGCGGAUGUCCGGCACCUUGUCGACCAUCCUGCAGACCCACGUGGCCAGUCGCGCCCAUUUUCCGCCUGUCCAUCAGCGAACAUUGUGCGCCAGUGAAAACGAAGAUUUCCAUUUCCAAACCGGUAUCGAGUUGGAUGUUGGUGCAGUGUUGCUGAGUGAUUUGACGCCUUGGCUGCUAAGCGACAUAUUGUCACAUUUGGACCUGCAUUCACAAAUGAGAGCCAAACGGGUGUGCGUCUUGUGGCAGUUGCUGUUGAGCCAUCCCCGGAUGAAGGAGCACGUCAGCAUCUCCUUCGAAAGCUGCUGGCACCUGCAGGCCGACACCGACAACUGCUUCAAAACGGCCUCUCUCCUCAGCCGCUCCAUCAGCCCAGCCACCAUCAGUCUCACCCUCUUGCGCGUCCUACCGCCACACCACUACUUUGUAUAUUUGCGUUAUAUGUUAAUUGCCAUGAAAAUCAGUUUGCCCGUACUUGUGCUGGAAGACCACAUUCACAUCCAACCGGCAGUAGCUUUCGAGCAUGACCAUUCCCUUUUAAAGCACGGCGCGGGGUCUAUUAUGGCGGACUUCAAGGAGACUUGCGACUACAUUCUGCUCCACCGCUGGACAGUUGGCAGUCUGUUUGGUCGACACCUGUACCACGUGUUUGAAGAAGGUGGUUACUUUGCUCAGCCUUACGGCAUGGCCUCUCAUCUACUGCCAGCGCACGAGCGGGACUGCAUGGUGCCCCUCGCGAAGGAGUCGCAUGAACUGCUCAUAGACCAGCUGCAAAUCACCAUUCCCAAGCUGCUUCUGCCCUGGAACGACGACGAAAUGCACAUGACCAGUCGCUUCAUGUGCGCACUGAACGACCACUUCCCGCCGGUCACGCCGGACAUGCUGGCAAAGGUCAUGGCCGUCCACGCGCGCUGGCGCCGCACCCUGCACUAUCCCGACGAUUGGCACGCCAUCCGCAAUUAUCUUCGUCUGUUCAGCGGGUUCGAGUCGGACGGACAAGCGAAAGCGUGGAACGAGGUCGAUCUGCGCUGCGAGGAUGUAUCCGGCUGGAGCACAAUGGCUAUUUACGGGAUCAACGAGCUGUUCCGAGUGUGAAGCUUGGGAUUGCAUCAUUGCCAUGCGGCCCACACUAUAAUUAUGGUCUCGUUCGGAAUGGGGAGAAUGUUUUGAUUAUUAUUUCAUGGCCAGGGCUCAACUCACGGCCCCAAACUAUCUGACCCGGAAUACCAGCAUCGAAAUAUCCGGCCUCAGAUCAAUGGAUGGCGAUCAGCGCUGGCAUCUGGGCUUAUCAAUAAGAUAUUUGCUAUCGAAUUCCUGUUUCGCUCGCUAUCGGUAUCACACAUCAAUACCAGUACCGUAUACCUGUUUAAUGAGACGAGCUUACGGGAAUCGUUUUCUACACUGUGGUUUCUCUUACUUUUUCCGUCAUUUCUGUUUGGCUUCUUAGUCUCUUCAGCGCCUUUUUUAGCAUAAUGUUCCUCCAUAAUGCGACUUUUGGUGCACCUGAAAGCAUUUAAACUUUUUGGAAUUUUUCAACAGCCAUAACUCCCGAACCGGAUGUUGCGCGCACAAACUGUUUCACGCCAAUGUAUACAGCAGACCUGGGCAGUUAUGGAAAAUGCAACCACCGUUAGAGUUACCAGUUACAGGGAG
Paramacrobiotus metropolitanus is the source of this 3128-nucleotide messenger RNA. RefSeq lists its product as uncharacterized. Bases 726 to 2570 code for a protein of 614 amino acids. The record is from RefSeq and is a predicted model, not a curated record. Gene Ontology annotation, molecular function: protein binding. The transcript has 5 exons. NCBI's taxonomy places the organism in Eukaryota, Metazoa, Tardigrada, Eutardigrada, Parachela, Macrobiotidae.